This is a messenger RNA of Meira miltonrushii, 1429 nucleotides long. RefSeq lists its product as uncharacterized. Bases 100 to 1368 code for a protein of 422 amino acids. The record is from RefSeq and is a predicted model, not a curated record. The transcript has a single exon. Lineage: Eukaryota; Fungi; Basidiomycota; Exobasidiomycetes; Exobasidiales; Brachybasidiaceae.
AAGGAAGAAAUAAAGGAGGCCACAUGAUGGCGUAAAAGGAGAGACUGUAAAGGGGGUUCGGGAGAACCGCAACACAUUGCAUUGCUACUAGCAACGGUCAUGUUGGCCUGGCAUGCACCUUGUCAUAUUCACCAAAGGCCACAAGAUCGAAAGGAAGAACGUAAGAUGUGCGGUGGACUAUUGACAGAUCGUGUAAGUCUGGCAGCAUUUGGAUUAGGUGUGGUUUGUUGGUCAGCAGCAUAUGCACUACGGCCUGCUAUUUGGAAAACGAUUGAGGUUGUCAGUCGAUUGGCGCAAAUUUCGCAAUUAGGUUCUGGUACUUUGGCCAAUGGAUUGGCAACUUUUUUCUUUCUCUUACUCAAAACAACUCUUUUGGAAUUCUUGCGCUUGUUCAGCGUCUUAUUGGGAAAUUCAUUAAUCUUUGCCGGCCUUUUACGUAUACCCACGCUGGACAGAGAUCUUUUUCAUGACCCCCAAGAUUUACAGCAUCGUUCGCACAAAUGGACUUUACAUUGGUAUGAUCCACGAUUUACGAUUGCUGUUUGGGUAGCUAUUGGAUGGGCGUCUACUGAAUUUUUGGUAACAUCUUGGCAAUGGUUUGACAGGUUAGCUUUGUAUGAGGUCGAUUUUGAAGAAGAGAUUACCAACGAUGUAGAAGCUUAUGUUCCACCGCAAGAUGGUAAAUUACGAGAGUCUGCUUUACAACAACACAGGCUACAAAUGUCUGAUUCCGAUACUGGCGCCGACUAUAGUGAUUCAGCAGCAACUGUUCGUGGCGAGUCGAAACCAACUUCAUCUGCGAACCAAGAAGUUUCUACCGGUGUAGCAAGUGGUGUAGAUACAUUGUCACCAGGAGCAAAGCUACUCGAAGCGAGACGAAGGGUACUCACAGCAGCGGAAGAGAGUGGUUUCAGUAUUCCUCGAAGCGAUGCACCGGAUGAUGAGGCAGAAGAAUUGGGCGCAUUGAGAGAAAAGUUGGACGUAGAGAUGGAUGCUUUAAACAAAGCACGUUCAAGAGUUGAAUUGGAAGCAACUUUUGGACAGCCGUUGACGUCGAUUCCGAUCGUUCUAUGUACGCUUUGGCGUAUUGAUGGCUAUUUAUGGAAUCUUGGAUCAACUUUACUCAUGUCAGCCUCUGUUACCAUAGCACAAGGUCCAUUCAGCGGACAACAUUUUCCACCAAUCUUUCCACCUCUUCAUUUAACAAUCACAACUUUGACUUUUUUGAUCGCUUUGCAUACCCUUUUCACCUCACUUUGGACAACUGGACUUCCUACUUUUGGAUUCGCCUUUGUGACUUAUGCCAGUAUGUUGGCUGGCGUUGGUCUAAUCGUUUCGGCUUCGGCCAGAUGGGGCUUACUUGUAUAAUAGAUUAAAAAUGCAUGAUUUUACAAAGAUGAUUGCAGUGGGUAUGGUACAAUAUUUAGAU